CGGUACUCAGAAGGGUUUUGAUUAGUGCACACACAUGGAACUAAGAAGUGCAAGCAAUACCAUCCAUAUCAUGAAUGGAUAGGGGGACACGUGAGAGGCUAUCAUACAUACAAAAGCAAAUGGAAUACAGUCUGUUAACAGACUACCCACUCACUACAAUACUCUACAUUCCCCAGUCCCCACUAUACAAGUGCACACUACUAUAUAUAUACACAUAUAUACACACACUCUUCCACUAAACCAUCCAAAACCCUAACUUGUUUCACCAAGCAUCCAUUACCAUGACCACCUCACUCUCUCCUCUGUUAACCCUACUCUUCUUCUCGCUAGCCCAAGGGCUCAACCCCAAGUGUGACAAACCAGACCGUGGCUCAACCCUCCAAGUGCUCCAUGUCCACAGCCCUUGCUCCCCAUUCCGGCCGUCAACGCCGCUCUCAUGGGAAGAGAGUGUGCUUCAAAUGGAGUCAAAGGACCAAUGGAGGCUGCAAUACUUGUCGAGCCUCGUGGCCAAGAAGUCGGUGGUGCCGAUAGCUUCAGGCCGGUCGAUUCUGCAGAGCCCGACGUACAUUGUGAGGGCUAAGAUUGGGACACCAGCUCAAACCAUGCUCAUGGCUGUGGAUACUAGCAAUGAUGCCGCUUGGAUACCUUGCACCGGGUGCGUAGGGUGCUCCUCUACCGUGUUUGAUUCGACUAGUUCUACCACUUUCAUUACCCUUGGUUGUGAUGCUGCUCAGUGCAAACAGGUACCCAACCCCACAUGUGGAGGCAGUGUAUGCAACUUCAACAUGACAUAUGGUGGCUCAACCAUAGCAGCAAAACUGUCUCAGGACACCAUGACCCUUGCCACGGACGCCAUCCCUGGAUAUGCCUUUGGUUGCAUCCAAACAGCCACCGGCAGUUCCGUGCCGCCGCAGGGACUUUUGGGCCUGGGUAGGGGCCCAAUGUCACUAUUAUCCCAGACCCAAAGUCUCUAUAUGUCCACAUUCUCCUACUGUUUGCCCAGUUACAAGGCCCUAAACUUUUCUGGGUCCCUUCGGCUAGGGCCCGUUGGGCAGCCCAAGACGAUCAAGUAUACCCAGUUGUUGAGUAGCCCUAGAAGACCAUCCCUUUACUAUGUCAACAUGAUCGGAAUAAUGGUUGGCAGUCGAGUCGUCAACAUCCCGCCCAGCGCCUUGGCCUUCAAUUCAGCCACCGGUGCCGGCACCAUAUUUGAUUCUGGCACUGUUUACACCAGACUAGUCCAACCAGCCUACAUUGCACUAAGAGAUGCAUUCCGAGCAAGGCUUGGCAAUGCAACAAUCACAUCUCUAGGCGGCUUCGACACUUGUUACACAGUCUCGGUCAAAGUGCCAACGAUAACGUUCAUGUUCACCGGCAUGAAUGUGACGCUGCCAUUGGACAACUUCUUGAUCCACAGCAGUUCUGGCAGCACCACCUGCCUGGCCAUGGCAGCAGCCCCGGACAACGUUAACUCGGUGCUGAAUGUUAUAGCAAAUUGGCAACAACAGAACCACAGGGUGCUCUACGACGUGCCCAAUUCGAGGCUUGGCGUGGCCCGCGAACGAUGCUCCUAAUUUCUUUUGAUUUGUCCUUAACUUCCAUGAGUUCUAUGCUAUGGUUUUAGUAAGAAGUUGUAAUGGUGGAGUGUUUUAUGAUGUUUUGUGUUUUAGUAAUUUGGUUGAUUUGUCUGGUGAGUUGUUAUAGUUUGUUUUUUAGUUGGUAUUAGUAGCCUUCUUCAUCGAGGCUGAACUCCUAACUUUUUUUAAAAAAAUAAAAAUCUGAUAGCGUUGUGACU
Molecule: messenger RNA, 1795 nt
Organism: Cornus florida
Lineage: Eukaryota; Viridiplantae; Streptophyta; Magnoliopsida; Cornales; Cornaceae
Product: aspartyl protease AED3-like
Exons: 3
Coding region: 282-1574 (430 amino acids)
Biological process (GO): proteolysis
Molecular function (GO): aspartic-type endopeptidase activity
Source: RefSeq, a predicted model, not a curated record